AUGGGAGGAGUGAAUCAUAUUCUUGGUUGGUAUUACGGAAAGCUCAGUUGGAACCGCAUGUGGUGCCACUCAAUCAAUUUGACAACAAAAUUCGCUGCUGGGCCUCGCAGGAAUCUUUUGCAAGCUUCAGGAAAAACAGGAUUCAAGAUCCGUGAGUUCAGAAAUGGCAAAGAAAUCAGCAGAAGUGAGGUUACGACCCUCAGUAAAGCACUUCCAUCAAUUGAGAUUGAUAAGGAUAUUAGUAUGUAA
This is a messenger RNA of Blepharisma stoltei, 249 nucleotides long. Lineage: Eukaryota; Ciliophora; Heterotrichea; Heterotrichida; Blepharismidae. The record is from the annotation of a GenBank genome assembly.